AUGGCCGAUUCGGAGCAAGAUUUCGCAGAUCGUGCCGAGAACGACAAUUUAAAAACCGACAAAUUGUUUAUCUUAAAAAAAUGGAACGCCGUGGCUAUGUGGAGCUGGGACGUGGAGUGUGACACUUGCGCGAUUUGUCGAGUUCAAGUAAUGGGUGUAAAUUUAACGCGAAUAGCGAUAUUAGCGGAGUACAGUUGUAUAUCUUCCAUCGAGUUUCUUCCUCGCAGAUUUGACAAACGCAUUACGCCAUUAAGCGACACGCAAUAG
Molecule: messenger RNA, 267 nt
Organism: Heterotrigona itama
Lineage: Eukaryota; Metazoa; Arthropoda; Insecta; Hymenoptera; Apidae
Source: the annotation of a GenBank genome assembly